AUGGAAGUACUGGAUUUGGAGAUAACCGUUGUUCAAGCGGACGGCUUGGCGGCGAAGGAUUCGAACUUGCUGGGCUUCCGCACGACCAGCGAUCCGUACUGCGCAGUACGGUUUCAUCCACGAGGCCAAGAAAGCCACUACGACGAAGAUCACAUCUUUCUAGGCAAGACGGUUCCCAUCAUGAAGACUCUGGCGCCCAAGUGGGAGCAGAGCUUUCAAACUUUUUUGCCCUUGCGUCAUCUCACUGAGGAAGCUCAGUUCACCCUAACUCUCAUGGAUUGGGAUAAAAUCGGGGAGGAUGAUCCCAUGGGAGUUGUCACAGUUUACUUACCAUUGAGAGAGAUCAAACGAAAUGACAACUACAGUCAAACAAAAUGGUAUGGCAUUCCUGCAAGCUCAGCCCAAGGAGAAGAAGCCACGGGAAGAGUACAGGCCACUCUCAAUGCAACGCACAAACGAAUGACCGAGGAAGAGUUCAAAGCGGCACAAUCGGGACUGCACAAGUCCGCCCAACCCGCCGAAAGCACUAUGAGUACAUUCAACCCAGUCGCGCUGGUGGCUAACUCCACUCUAUACAAAAUGGGAGGAAGAGUCGCAAAUAUGGGCAAUGCCACAGACACUCGCAGCGAAGACACUGCCAAGGACGUGGACUCAAGACUAUCUGCCGUCAUGCGCAAACAAAAGGGGGCGCCGGAACCUGAGCCAGAACCAGAGCCAGAGCCAGAACCAAAACAAGAAGAACAAUCCGCAUUCAGUCGUUUGAAGCCCUUCAAUCUGCUGCGAAAAAACACAAUCACGGAGCAACCAGAAACAACCAAACAGAAACAACAAGUCGAAGUAUCCGAAUCAGAGCCGGAAUCUGAACCAGAGCCGGAAUCAGAGUCGGAAUCGGAAUCAAACUAUGUUCCUGCAGCUUCUCCCAAUCCAUCACGUCCCAUUCGAAGCAGAGACACGAGGCGUACUGGAGCCAGACGUCAACAUACCCGCAAUGAUGACCAAGACGAAGACGAGGACGAGGAUCCGAGUCAGAGUGGAAGUAGAAAUGCCAGACGACAACGAGCCAGACGACAACAUUCACGCGAUGAUGAUAAAGACGAAUCCGAACGACCCUCGCCACGACAGAGUGAUGCCAGGAAGACACGGCAGAAAAAAGACGGAGAACCGGUCCGACGCCGCAAUGAUGGGCCGCCACGUAAAACGUCGAGCGGAGAUGGAAAAAGACGCACCAGUAACAACAAACUUGCCAACGGAGAAAAAAGCAAGCCAAGGCGUCAUUCUUCUCGUGAUGACGAAGAUGGUCCUGGUGGGGACGGUUCUCAACAAAGACGACAACGAGCCACACGGACUCGUUCCAAUGGCAACGAAGCAAAAAAGGGAGCUUCCAGUGGCCGUCGACGAAUUGACGAUUCUUCUCGUGGGGACGAUGAUGGUCUUGUGGACGGUUCACAGCAAAGACGACCACGAGCCACACGGACUCGUUCCAAUGGCGACGAAGCGAAAAAGGGCGGCGGUGAACGGCGUCGUCGCCCCGAAGGAGGCACCAAGGACAGGCCCAGGAAAAACAGUGACAAUCGCAAACCGAGAAGCAAGGAUGAAAGCAAUGCCCGCGAAAGAAAAUCGGCCACAGGGUCUGCUCUUAGCAAGAUUGCCACGGAUGGUGAUGGUGACGGUGACGGCGAUUUCCAGACAACUGCCACAGGCUCUGCACUCAGCAAAUUGGCACAGAUUUCGUUCAACUAG
Molecule: messenger RNA, 1740 nt
Organism: Seminavis robusta
Lineage: Eukaryota; Bacillariophyta; Bacillariophyceae; Naviculales; Naviculaceae
Source: the annotation of a GenBank genome assembly